This is a messenger RNA of Lodderomyces elongisporus, 6126 nucleotides long. RefSeq lists its product as uncharacterized. The transcript has a single exon. Bases 1 to 6126 code for a protein of 2041 amino acids. Lineage: Eukaryota; Fungi; Ascomycota; Pichiomycetes; Serinales; Debaryomycetaceae. The record is from RefSeq and is a predicted model, not a curated record.
AUGCAUUACAAUCGUAUACGCGAGGCCAUAAGGUUCGUUAUUACAUCACUAGCUUUGUGUGCUCAAAUUUCUUAUGCUGAUUUUGUUGUUCAAGAUUCAAUCAUCCAUCGGGGUUUAUUAGAUACAACCGAAGAAUCUGUUCAUAUUUUAGAGAAUGGUCUUCUACUUGUUCACAAUGCUCAAGAGUUGAUUAUUUCUGGUGACUUGAUUGUAGAUACGGGAGGAAGCUUUGUUGCAGUCAAUCAAAUCCCAGAUGGUUCAUUUAGUGCUGGUGCUGUUGGUGAUUCACGAUUUGAAAACAACGGUCUCGUUCGUUUCCUCAAUACCGAGGCAGCAUCUCAAAUCCCUCACAAUUUUUACUUGGAUACAUUUACCAAUACAGGUGAAUUUCAGUUCUUUACUUAUGGCCAAUCUAACAAGGUGGAACUUCGUAUUGAAACAAACAGUUUCACUAACGAAGGCCAGAUGAUCAUCAGUCAAGAGUCUUCUGAUCUAGGAUCUUUUGAAAUAUUAGCUAACAAUGGAGAUGUGUCUAACGAUGGAAUAAUAUGUCUAGAGAAUAUAAAUAUCACACAGGGAGCUCCUCUUAACGGACAAGGAUGCAUAAAUCUUCAAAACUCUUUAUUAGUGCUCAUGCAGCUUCCCAAUUCAGGAAACCAAGUCUACUUACAGGGAUCUUCCACUUAUCUUGUAUCGCAGUAUGUUUAUGGGGAAACCGGAAUAGAAAUUUAUGGAUUUUACAAUAACGCGAUUGUUGGAAUAGAUGCAACAAUUUCUCAAUUCAUUUACUAUCCAGCCAGCGGAUUACUUGAGCUUUCUGCUUGUGAUUAUUGUUAUAGAAUAAUGUUAUCUAUUGGAUUUGGUUAUGAUACCGAUGGAUUCGAGGUAGUCGAUGCUGGAGGUUACCAGCUUAAUGCCCUUCGAUAUACUUGGCCCGUGCCUACAGGCCGCAACAUACCUCCGUUGUGUCUUCAGUGUGCUGAGACACCUAUAGUUCCCGUUGUUGAAGCCACCGCAAUACCGGACUUGGGAGAUCAGGAUAAUGCAGUGGUCAUAACGCAAGAUUCAGACGGUUAUUGGACAACAAUUUCACAAAAUAUUGACCAAACUAUUACGUCUAUAGUAACAAUCGUUGGUGUUGACGGCACAACCACGCAGACGCACUUGGUUUUCAACACAUUUGUUGAAAAUGAGCUUAUUGAGUCUACAAUAACUGCCCUAUCUAGAUCUCAUUUAUCAGUUUUUACAUCUCAAGUUGAUGGAGGAGACUAUACUACAGUAACUGGUUUUGUGAAUGAGUAUACUCAAGAUGAUGGUAUUUGGACUAGCACUACAGAUACAGGAUACAUUCGAGAGGAAACUUUAGUCACGAGGGUUGCUGUUGGAGAACCCGAGCAGACCCAAGAAUUUGUAAUGGCAAUUUAUCACUUUCAGGAAGCAACACAUUAUAUGGUUGUUUCAGUUUUACCGGAACCAACUGCGUACACAGAAACUCAAUAUUUUACAAAUGAACAGGGAGGGAUAUACACUGCCUUAGUUGUUGCGACUUCAGACGAGGCUAAUUGGUGGUAUACCACAACUAGAACGAUUCCUAGGCUGUCGUAUAUAUCGACGAUAACUACGGGUGAUGGUGAUGAUGUGGUCACGCUAAUUGUUAGUGCCAUAACCAAUGACGAGGGGCUGUGGGUUACACCCACCUCGUAUCAUACACCCACCUCGCAGACACACUUGACGGAAAUCACAACAACCAAUGAUCUCGGAGAGGAAUCGGUAUUGACUGGAGUAUACAGGGAAAGCACAAACAAUCGUGGAGAAUGGAUAAGCACGGUGCUAGCUGGGUCAUUAGAAGCUACGACUGUGACAAGUAGAGCUACCUUGACAAUUGACGAGCUCGUGUACACAAAAGAUGUCCAAUUAGUUGCUUAUAACUAUGAUGAGACUGAUUUGUUCACAGAAACCAUUAUUCUUGAUGAUCCUGUUGCGGCCGAACUGUCGUAUACUGUGAGCGAAGGCAAUGAAGUUUACACUAUGGUGGUGAGAGUGACGUCAGACGAGGCUAAUUGGUGGUAUACCACAACUAGAACGAUUCCUAGGCUGUCGUAUAUAUCGACGAUAACUACGGGUGAUGGUGAUGAUGUGGUCACGCUAAUUGUUAGUGCCAUAACCAAUGACGAGGGGCUGUGGGUUACACCCACCUCGUAUCAUACACCCACCUCGCAGACACACUUGACGGAAAUCACGACAACCAAUGAUCUUGGACAGGAAUCGGUAUUGACUGGAGUAUACAGGGAAAGCACAAACAAUCGUGGAGAAUGGAUAAGCACGGUGCUAGCUGGGUCAUUAGAAGCUACGACUGUGACAAGUAGAGCUACCUUGACAAUUGACGAGCUCGUGUACACAAAAGAUGUCCAAUUAGUUGCUUAUAACUAUGAUGAGACUGAUUUGUUCACAGAAACCAUUAUUCUUGAUGAUCCUGUUGCGGCCGAACUGUCGUAUACUGUGAGCGAAGGCAAUGAAGUCUACACUAUGGUGGUGAGAGUGACGUCAGACGAGGCUAAUUGGUGGUAUACCACAACUAGAACGAUUCCUAGGCUGUCGUAUAUAUCGACGAUAACUACGGGUGAUGGUGAUGAUGUGGUCACGCUAAUUGUUAGUGCCAUAACCAAUGACGAGGGGCUGUGGGUUACACCCACCUCGUAUCAUACACCCACCUCGCAGACACACUUGACGGAAAUCACGACAACCAAUGAUCUUGGACAGGAAUCGGUAUUGACUGGAGUAUACAGGGAAAGCACAAACAAUCGUGGAGAAUGGAUAAGCACGGUGCUAGCUGGGUCAUUAGAAGCUACGACUGUGACAAGUAGAGCUACCUUGACAAUUGACGAGCUCGUGUACACAAAAGAUGUCCAAUUAGUUGCUUAUAACUAUGAUGAGACUGAUUUGUUCACAGAAACCAUUAUUCUUGAUGAUCCUGUUGCGGCCGAACUGUCGUAUACUGUGAGCGAAGGCAAUGAAGUCUACACUAUGGUGGUGAGAGUGACGUCAGACGAGGCUAAUUGGUGGUAUACCACAACUAGAACGAUUCCUAGGCUGUCGUAUAUAUCGACGAUAACUACGGGUGAUGGUGAUGAUGUGGUCACGCUAAUUGUUAGUGCCAUAACCAAUGACGAGGGGCUGUGGGUUACACCCACCUCGUAUCAUACACCCACCUCGCAGACACACUUGACGGAAAUCACAACAACCAAUGAUCUCGGAGAGGAAUCGGUAUUGACUGGAGUAUACAGGGAAAGCACAAACAAUCGUGGAGAAUGGAUAAGCACGGUGCUAGCUGGGUCAUUAGAAGCUACGACUGUGACAAGUAGAGCUACCUUGACAAUUGACGAGCUUGUGUACACAAAAGAUGUCCAAUUAGUUGCUUAUAACUAUGAUGAGACUGAUUUGUUCACAGAAACCAUUAUUCUUGAUGAUCCUGUUGCGGCCGAACUGUCGUAUACUGUGAGCGAAGGCAAUGAAGUCUACACUAUGGUGGUGAGAGUGACGUCAGACGAGGCUAAUUGGUGGUAUACUACUACAGAAAUACUUGAAAGAAUUAGUACUACUGAUUAUAGCGUGCAAAGUGAUAAUGAGACAAGUGAAGCAAAUGAAACAACUGAAUCAGAUGAGCAAAGCGAAACUGAAGAUGUCCCGAGUAGUACAAUUACUUCAGGUGCUGAAUAUGGUGGUGGAGAUGCACAAACAUUGAUUGAAGUAUUGACCUAUACGGAUGAGUCAGGGGUUGUUGAUGUUGCUACUUUUCUACUUGAAGUUGAGUUGGUUGAUGUAGUGGUAUGGGUAACUCGAACAUAUACCAACAUUUUACAAACAACCACAUUUACUUUGCCAUCAUCGGUGAGUACUCAUGAAACUCAAGUAACAGACCCUGUUCGUGUUGUUGGAUACAACUUUGAGGGAUUUGGUUUUUUCUACGAGACUUUUGCUCUAGCAAGUCCCGCUCAGUUUACCAAAACUUUAGCAAUUGAGACGGAUGAUGGUGCAACGUCAUUUAUGUUACAGAUAGUAACUUCGGAUGACAGUUAUAUGUGGUACACCACCAUUGAACAAGCUUUACUGCUGUCAUACACUUCUACAGUUAUUGUGAGUGAUGAAGACAGUUCAUUUCAUACCGGGGAGGUGAACGUGUUUACCAACGAUAUGGGCGCAUGGACUACACAAACAUCUUUUUCUACUCCGUAUUCUCGCACAUAUUAUGAAACUGAAUCAACUUCGACUGGUAUAGAUGGUGAGAAUGUAGGUGCAAUGAACUUGAUUGAAGUGAAACGCACGCAAAUGCUGACAUUAGUAUCAGUGUCAUAUACCGAAGUUCUUGAAACGACCACUUUUGAAAGCGUAAUAGAGGCUUCGCUGGAGACAUUCACGGUUCAAGUAAUUGGUCUUAAUUUUUUUAAUUUUGGUUUUGUAUUUCAAACAGUGGAGAUACAAGCAAGCACGUCAGAGACCGUUUUUUCAAUUGAGUCGGAGUAUGAUGAACCUUCAACUGAGGCAUUUGAUACUUGGGAGUCUGAAUCUGAGUUUGUCUCUAUCCCUGACACCUUCAUUAGCUUAGAUAACACCGAGUCUCAAUUGGAAUUUACAGUAGAUAAUACGAGCGCUUCUGAAAUUUCAACUAAGGCAUCAGAUUAUUUACUGGAUAGUACUUUAUACUUGGUAACGACGACCGAAAAUGAUGUAUCCUUAACAACGGAAAUAACUAAUGGGAACAUAGUGACUUCCGAGCCACUAGUUGUUCUUGAUUCCCAAUUGGAAAGUAUAGCCGCCUACUUAUCUACCAUUACAACUUCAAACUAUGAGGGACAGAGUUUAAUAGCGACAAUUUUGAUGCAAUUGUCUGAGCAAAACGUGGAGACGUGGACAACAAUCACCCAUUCGGCUAUUGAAGUCACUACUUUUAUCUCGCACAGAACUUCUACAAUGGCCGAUGGAAACUCUUCUUUAGCAACAAAAAGUGUAAUGGUAGUUGCCCAUAGUUACGAAAGCUAUGAGCCUGCUUUGCAGACAUUUGAUCUUUUUGAUCCUAAUGAAUGGGCAAUCACCACCACUAUAGAUGACGGAGUUUUGCAAAAUACUGUUUUACUCGUUGUCACCUCAAACUCUGAUGAUCAAUAUUGGUACGCAACUGUUGAUACUGCGAGUCCAUCGUCAUUUACAACUACGGUUGAAUUUCUUUUUUCUUUGUCUUAUGAAGGUUUGGAGCUGAAUACAGCUGUUGUGAACAAAUUUACAGAUGAAUACGGCGUGUGGGUUACUUCGACAUCGCUAGCCUCUCCAAUUGCACAAACAUACCUUCAGUCGAUACGAGGGAUGAAUGAAGUUAAUCAAAUCACGACGGUGCUUUAUUUGGUUGAAGUAAGCAGCACCACCAUAUUAUCAGGCAUCACGGUGACGCAACCAUUUGCUGAAGAAACAACGAUGGCUAACUUUGAAGAACUGUAUGAUGUACAGCCUACUGACGAAACACUUUACGUUGAGCAAAGCUAUGUUGAUUCUGAUCGCUCUGAUCGCUCUAAAAGCCGCUCUAAAAGCCGCUCUGACCGCAAAACCGGAUUUGACAAAGUUCAAGAAACGAGAUCUGAAGGAGUCAUGAGUCGAGAGUCUCAAAAGUUUGGCUCCUCUCCAGCGCUUCAGAUAGAUGUUGGUUCAUUUACCGGAACUGGAAAGGAAACAGCUAUUUCCACAUUAACUCAGACAAAUAGGCUUGUAGACUGUGAGGUAUCUACGUUUGGGACUGCUAAGUCAAUACAUGUAACAAGAGGUGAAAAUGCAGUUUCUGUCUCAAACUCGAAGGAGGGACAAGCUUGGGAUCAGAUUUCGUCAAAAUAUGUGCGGUCGUCCAAUAAUGGUGGAAUUGACAUUGGUCAGAAUACCGAUAGCGAAAGCAUCAGCAUCACUCUCGCUAUAUCGCAUUCGACCUCAAUGCAGAGCUCUUUUACAAGUCCUGCUAAUGGUCCCAAUUCUUUUUACGAAAGCUACCUUUUCGAUGGAGCUGGUUUUGCUGGUGUGCGAUAUAACUUGAGCUCGUUUGCGAAGCAAUUUAGUAUUUUGGUGUUGCUUUUGUCAUUCAUUAUAUAG